UCUUCCGCACACACGCCCCCCUCCCCAAACUGUGAGCUGGGAUGGGGGCAGCGACCCGGCGUGGGGAGGGGACACCGCGGGCGGGGCGGCCAGGAGCCCGGGGUCGCCUGGGUCCGCGCCCCUCGCCCCGGCCCUGCGCAAACUCUCUUACUCGGGAAGGAGGCCGGGCCCGCCGGGCCCGCCCAACUCCCCUCUGCCCACCACGCCCGGCGGCCGGGUCCGGCAGUGCGGCUCCGUAAAGACCAGCGCGGCGCCCCGGACCCCACGCUCCACGCUCCACGCCCCAACAUCCGCCCCCGGCGCGGGCAAGAGGCGAAGAAAAAAGAUAAAUGGCCCCAAGGCAACAGGAAACCAAAACCGACUCGAUUCAAACCGAAAAGUAGUAGGCAGCUCGUCCGCCCGCCCCGGCGGCGAGCCCCACGCGCGGCUGGCGAAGGACGAGCCCAGGACUGGGUCUCCCGGGCCCCCAGAGGCCCACGCCCGGCUUCAAACCCGGCCCCAAACUCGGUUCCAGGAGCAAGCCGCGUUCUCAGGGAAGUCCCCUGCACAGGCGCUGAAGGAAGAGCCCCCAAGCGGUCUGAAGAACCUGGGACCAGUGGCGGUGAGGCUGCAGGCCCGGCUCCCAGAGAUGCAGACAGACCAAGACAGCUCCAUAACGCGGGACCCUGCACCAGGCCCUGCCCUGCUGAGGGUCCUGUCCACCUGCCGCCCACAGGGGUCACUCCUUGGAAGCCCCAAGGCCUCUCGGCAGCUCAGGGCCAGGAAGCAGGUUGGCCAUGAACCGCCCUGCUGCCCACGAAGCCCAGGAAGGAAGGGAAGGUAUAGGCUUCUCACAGCAAACUCUUUCUGCCCCAGCGGGAAUUGCUGGAAGGAAGCCAGGAGUCCCCUCAGACCCCUCCUUAUCUUCAUAAUCAGCAUCUCGUGGGUAAACAUUCAUUGCAAUAAUUCUCAAAAAUCAGCAAGGAAAGCCGUCUUUCACGUGGCCCCGGCUGGAGAGAGGACCGCUCAGCCGUCGGAGCCCGCCCCAGGGGCCUGCAGCCGCUGGAGGGUCUUUGCACAGCGUAAAUCAGACCGACUAUCGCUCAGGCACAGGGAGGAUAAACACGCUUCAGCACUGUGGGAACCAGCAGGCCGUGAUGGGAUUAGCUUGCAGGUUCCCAGGGGCGCGCGGCCUUUGGGGGGGCCGCCGCCCCUCCUCACCUCCAUGCGGGACCUGCCGGGGUGUCUGCUGUGCGCUGAGCAUCUGCGUGGGCACCCAUGAGGCCGGGGUGAGGGGCCUCAUGGGUUUUUUCCCUCUUUGGUUCCCACGCACCUCGUGGAAGGAAAGCUGGUUCCCAUGCCUGUGGGCAGGGCUGAGAAGGGGCGACAGGGGCCCAGGGCUCUGCUAGUGCCGGGGGAGUGUGGGGGAAGUUCUCCCUCGGCCACCCCCCUGCUGUGCAGGGCACUGGGGGAGAGGGGCGCCUCCCCCCCUCCCUGGGGACCCUGACUCGCGGGCGGGUCCGUCCUCCCUUCCCCAGAGCUGGGGGUCCUGAGUAUGCUUGGACUAACGUCUGUUCCUCACUUAGAACAGCAAGGCUUGGGGUAAAUUCAAGCGGAGAAACGUGACGCAAAGCAGACGCCAUCUGUGUGGAGACCCCCGUGCUCUGCCCCCCGCAGCCUGGGAGCCUGGCAAAGCUGGGGGCGGGGAGAGGCCUUAUCACUCUGACGCCCGACCCCGGCGACUGCAGGGGGCCGGCGGGUCCCAGAGGACCUGAGGCGGUGUGCCGUCCAUCCAUCCGUCCAUCUGUCUGUCCCUGUGCCUGGGCCCCUCACCGGGCCGGGGCUGCAACCCCCAGGCAGCAGUUACGCACCGGUGUCAGUGCUAGGAGGCCACCUGAGCCCCGACCUCUUCCACGGGCUGGGCCUGGCCCGCGGCCCAGCUGACCCCCAGCUGAGAAAUGGACUGGCGCCCGGACCACAGGGGUGCCAUGGCAGGGGGUUAAGCCGGGGUGUGAGAAGAUCUCUGGCUCUGCGUCGAGCAGGACGGGUGCCCCGGCCAGGGAGGCGAGAGGGCCUUUCGUGGACUCAGAGGACAUCGCUCCUUCCCGGUUGUGUGACGGGGCUGGCGGGAGGCGAGCGCUGGGUGCCGCUGGGCGAGGUCCGCUCAGGAGGCUUCUCUGAGGAGGCGACGGGGGGGUGGGUGGAGGCAGAGACCCCAGGAAGUGAGGGACGUCUGGGCAGAGUGGCCCCAGCACACCCAGCUCUGCUCCCACGGGGACCGGCCACGGGGGCCAAGGGCUCGCUUGUGCCUUUAGCCUGGCGGCCCACGGUGGGCCUUUGGAAUAAAAUCGGACAAGUCCGACAUCGUC
Molecule: messenger RNA, 2348 nt
Organism: Lagenorhynchus albirostris (white-beaked dolphin)
Lineage: Eukaryota; Metazoa; Chordata; Mammalia; Artiodactyla; Delphinidae
Exons: 5
Coding region: 629-1261 (210 amino acids)
Source: RefSeq, a predicted model, not a curated record